CAACAGUAGUAGUAGGUACGCUAAGUACGAGUACGGGUGUUGACGAGACUUUUCUGAUUAAAAGACGAAUCAAGGGACAGUGCUGGUAAUUGAAGUCGAGUUACUUGGUGAAUGGGGCGCUAGUUUUUCAUUGAUCGUUGAUCCUAGUACUAGUACUCUGAUGCCCACUUGUUCAGUUAUUCUUCUUUAUGUAUGUGAGGAACUGGGUAAAAGUUGUGAUUAGUUCGACCACAUCAAUCUGAAGACAGAGGAUCGGGUAAUCCAUACUCUUGAAUCACAAACAGCUGAUAAUGGGUGGCAUACUUAGUUUAUUUUCCCGCUUGUUUGGCAGUAAAGAGCGUAGGAUUCUCAUCCUAGGCUUGGAUGGAGCUGGGAAAACAACAAUUCUCUAUAGGCUGCAAGUUGGUGAAGUGGUGACAACUAUCCCUACCAUCGGAUUUAAUGUGGAAACUGUAGUUCACAAGAAUCUUAAAUUUCAAGUGUGGGAUUUAGGCGGUCAGACUAGUAUUCGACCCUAUUGGCGAUGCUAUUAUUCCAAUACCGACGCCAUAAUAUAUGUCGUUGACAGUAUGGAUAGAGAUCGAGUGGGUAUUUCUAAACAGGAGUUAUUUUCCAUGCUUGAGUGCUGUUGUGAUGUGUAUCAGUCUGAACUGAAGCCUUUUUAUGCAAGCUAGUAGAACUAUGGAACCUUGCUGUGUUUGAGCGUCUACCGACGGAUUUCAAACUGGUUAAUUAAGGUGAAGGCGACUGUGCGUUGGUUCUCGAAAGCUUUGAAUUAUUUAAAGGAUUCCACUAAUUGUAGAUAGCCUUAUGCACAAUUUUGGUGAUGAUAAUUCUGACUGAAUCGCAGAAAUCCAUUUCUCGUAUUAUCUUUUUGCACUAUUUUCUAAUUCUGAGGGAUUUUUCAUGUGGCAGCAUUUCAUUUAAAGAACAAAAUUAUAUUUUGUGGUUAAUGGUGAUUUCAUUUUUGAGUUUAGUAUUCAUCAGGGACUGAGAUCAGUUGGAGAACCAUGAAAAAUGAGAAGCCGUGACUUUUGGAACUAACCAGUUGGAAGUGAAGCGAAUGCCAACUGAAGACCUUGGGUGAUAGUCACACUAUAUGGCGAAUUGACAGAAGUAUGAAACUGAAGACCAUUGAACUCUAACCCGGUGGCUAAAUCGUUAACACGCUUGCCGUAAAACCUGAGUUUGAUCUCUGGCGGGGUCGUGGGUGUAUACUGCUGAGGAGUCUCAUACUAUGACGAACCAGCCGUCAAGUGCCUCCAGGUUUUUAAUGGUCCUCCGACUGAUGUCAAUCUGUGAUGAAUACCACCUUGAAAAGGAUAAAACUAUAAUCAAGAUUUCCCCACUCGAAUAUCCUCUCGCUUUAGGGUACACAUCCCAAAACCUUACUACAACCCUUAUUUUAGCUCCAGGUAAACUACGCAGUACUCAUUAAGUCAUAAAGCAGAGGAUAAACCGACUAGAAUUUCUUUCCAGUGCCGCAAAAGAAAUUCUCCACGCUGUUUGUUUUUCCUGUUUGAUGAUUCAAUUCUCAAGUUUUGUACUUUGAAAUCUAUAGAACUUCACUUCAUAUCUAUUGGAUAUGUCAUGGACUCAAUGUCAUUUUCAAAAUUUUCGAACUCUACUACCUGGAUAAUUUUAAAGGAGCUCGUACGAAUAGUUUAGAAGUGAAUGGGGACCAUUCGAAGGCUCUUUCUUACAACCAUAUCGCAAUUCUGGUGGUAUAUAAACUACGUUUAAAACAUGAUGUUUUAAGGUCGCAUGGACAUCUUUAUCUCAUGUCUUGUGUACUACUGAAAGCAUGCAAGCGGUUGACACUUUUUGGCUCCUCACACUGUAGAAGAUUAUUUUUUCUUAGGGUAAUUGAAAGAAAAAAGCUUUGUGUGACCACAGAGCCCAUGAGACAUCUGCUUGAGGUCUGUCGCAUACAACCUUUUGCCGAUUGUUGUUUUGAGAUUUGGUUGUCCUAAUAUCGGACAGAUCAAACCCAUACCUCCGGCAUUGGAAGACCGUGGUCAGGUAAGUGUGCUAUUUUGGGGACUGACCUUUCCUAACCCCUCUUCCCACAGAGAAGGGAGCAUCAGUUUGGCACUGAUGGUCAUCCAAGGGAAGCAUUAUCCAGCCAGCAGUUCGAUCUAACCUUCAAACCCUCAUCAUACUGUAACAAUGUACACUACAACGCUUUUCGUCUUGUCACAUCAUCCUACAGACCUUUCUGGCAUGGUAGUACCUCAAGGGUACAAGCGUUCCAGCAAGUGUAACUCGUUAUAUCAUUGUGACAUACAAGCUCAACCACCACGUCUUGGUAGCAGCUAUCAGCCGAGUUUUAUCUUAUGUACGUUUACUUCAAGCAGAGAAAAGUAGCAGAAAAACACAAUUAAGUUUCAAACAACUUUAAGAAAACCAAAUCUACUGUAAGUUUCAAUUCUUUAUUAAAAGCUAAGCACGAAAGACCAUUCGCUUAUUCGUGCCUUCAAGGUCACUUGACAGUCGCUCAAGGACGACCAGACUUUAUAAUUCUACCGCGAGUUUUUACGCUUAUAUUUCUCUUUAGUACUUCUAAUACUUCGGCAUUGCUUAUGACAAACACUGCAUUUAAUCAUCUGUAUUACAUUUACUCAUCACUUAUUUGUGCAAAGAAUAGUGUUAUUAUUUAUGUCAGGAUGGUUGUUAACAUGUUAGCGUUAGCCAAAUCAGGUUGGAUGUCUCUUACUUCUCCUCAUACAGUUUCCACAAAGAUAAUCCAUAUCAAAUAGUACGUUACGCUCUAUCGUAUGAAGUUUAGGAUUUCACCGAAAGAAAUUUGGAAAUUGUUAGUUUUUGAAGAAAGGAUACAAUUUUCGUUCCCUGCUGUUAUUGAUGAAUAUAAUGGGUACUGCACGCUUGUCACGGUUGCAACAGAGGACAAUUUUUCUUUUCGACAAAAUCAUUCUCUUGGUUGUACAUUCGUGAAUAUAUAGUGGAAAAGUUAGAGGACAUUCCUGAGUAAUUUCAGGUCGAAAGUCAAAAUAGAUUGUCUGACAAAGGAAGUUACAUAAUCUCUGUAGGCGAUUAAAAUGGAGGAACAAAAAGUAAUUACAAAAUCAAAAAUAAUUACGUCAUAUGAGAAUUAUCUAGAGUGAUCGAAACUCUAUGAUGACCAUAGCAAAGAAAGAGAUUGUACACACUUCUUUUGAAUGCAUAGUGAUCAUUUGAACCUUUGAGUUGCUAAUGUUUCACCCAUUCCCAAAUGUCUUAACCUCGCUCCCUUCGAGUGACUUGGUCAUACUAAUCAAAAGGAGCCAAAUGUCCUGAGUUUACUAGGUGUUCUUUUACAGAGCUGCAGGAUGAAUUUCCGUUCUCCCAUUGUCAGCCAAGUUGGGUAGUGUUCGCAUGCUCGUUGGAUAAGCUGGAAUAUGGUACGAUCGAUGUACUCGAUUCCAUAGGUGCGAGUAAACUAAUAUACACAAUGAUGUGACCCAAUGCUCCAGUUUAUCCUUUGCGUACUGGUAAGUGUGUCUCCGAUAGGAGAAUAUGUUUAUAAGGUUAGCGGCAAAGAAUCAUCUGUUUAUGGGUCUUUCUCUAGGUAUAUCUGCCAUAAUCUUUCUUUGCCAUGGUCAUCGUAGAGUUUUGACCACUCUAGAUAAUUCUCACAUGACGUAACUACUAUGUAUUUUGUAAUUAUUUUUUAUCCCCCCCUUUUUAAGUGCCUAUAGAGAUCAUGAACUUCUCUUUGUCACACAGUUUGUGUUGACGUUUGACCUGAAACUAUUCUGAAAUGUUCUCUAUAUUUUCUACUUCAAAUCGACGAAUGUACAGCUAAGAGAAUAACUUCGUCGAGAAGAGAAAAUUUAGCUCACUGUAAUCACCUUCUAUGUUUUCUUAUGGAUUUUUUCUGGAUAUAUUGCACUUCGAUGCAAAGUAAGGUAGCUAGGUAUUGGUCAUCAGGGAGUUAAACUUUCACUGAUCAUUGAUUUCAAUAAAACUUCUUAAUAAAACGAUUUUUUUCUGUUGGCACUGCUGAAACCUUUGUGAUUCACACUUAAGUAUAACAGUUAGAGGUAUGCAUGUUUUGCCAUGAUUUUCUUGAAAAUAAUUAUCUAGUCAAAUUCAUUUUUCUGUCUGUUACAGGAAGAAGAGCUUCGGGGAGCUGUAUUAGUAAUUCUGGCUAAUAAACAAGACAUCUCAGGGUGUAUGACUAUCAGUGAAAUAGCUCAGUCCCUUGGUCUAGCUGCGAUCAAAAAUCGACGUUACCAGUUAUUUAAAACUUCUGCACUGAAAGGGGAAGGCUUAGAGGAAGCUAUGGACUGGCUAUCAAAUACUUUAAGUGGACAGAAAUGAUAUUACUUCUGUUGAAGGUUUAUUCAUAUUAUACCAAAUUGGCUGGUUUCUCAUAUUCACCCGAAUUCUGUUCCGACAAUGCAUAUCGGGGUAAACUUGUUCUGUAAAAGUUUGAUUGACAAUAUUAAGCACAUAUAUGCUUUUUAUUCUGAAUUAUCUAUAACCUUACUCUAUCAAAUGUACAACUGAAUCUGUCUGUGAUACAUUUUCUAUUCUUUUCUACAUGUUGAUAACUGACAGACAUAAUGGGCUCUAAGUGUUUGUUAUUAAGUAAUGACUACCUACUUUCUCUUAAUUUGUCAGUGUUUUCUCUAGUGUUUGUUUGUUGUUUUUUGGCAUGUGGAUCAUCCCGUUGUAUUAUAAUUUAUUACUUAGGCUGGAGUUUGGUAUAACACAAAACAAAUGUGUACAUUGAAAGUCAUAUAUCACUAUAAUAUUUUACUUAUUUUACCCUUGAGAACUGUACUUCAGCUUUGCUUAGUCAUCAUUAAACUUCUACACGUGAUGAAUUUACUUUGAAAGAUUUUCAAAUGUCACAUAUUUAGACAAACAUUAUCAUUUUCUGCAUGAUUUCUAUGGAUAGGAAAAUGUCAAAAAGAGCCAGAAUAAAACAGUGUAUGAAGUCUUUGGUUGUCGCUCUGAACUGUGAGGAAUAUGUAGACCUCCUGGUUGGGGUUUACAUGACAGCGAAAAUCGACUGUGUUAGACUAUAGGUUAUGUGGUUAAGUGGGCCAUAUGCAAAUAGACAUUAGUUUUCCAUCUUAACCGUCAUCCCCAAAUGAGUUGUAGCUCAGAAUCAGAAUUUUGGUGUUCUCUGAGUUUAGAUAUUUCGUUGUGGACGUUUCACCAAGCCUGGUGAUGAAACAUACAUGACAAAAUAUCAAAUCUCAGAGAAUAUCACUAACCAUCAUUUCGUGAUUUAUUUUACCCCCUCGUACUCUUUUCCUCUACGGGUUUUGAUCACAUUCUCCUUCUCUAAUUGUCAAUUUUUUUUGUAUUGCUGCCUUGUAUAUCCUGAUGUGGUGAUAUUACGUGGCAACUUGUAUAGUGAAAUGGACGUGCCAGGUUCCAUGUGGCUAUUAGCCGACUAAUGAUUCAUGGGGAUUGUAGAUAUAUGGUAUUUGUGAUAGUGUUCUCGGUCAGUAAGAUUUUCAUGUUUGUUUGAAAGAUGAAAGUGCAGUGAAACUUUCAUUAUGCUAAUAAAAAGAGUUAUGAAUUUCUUGUUUAUUUAAACAGUGAGGCGUAUU
Heterobilharzia americana is the source of this 5570-nucleotide messenger RNA. Lineage: Eukaryota; Metazoa; Platyhelminthes; Trematoda; Strigeidida; Schistosomatidae. The record is from the annotation of a GenBank genome assembly.